UCGCUCAUCCUCAAGUCACAAUCGCUUGGGGGAUCUUCCCCAACAUCGACUGUUCCGUAGGCUGUGUCGAGCAUGUUUCCAUUUCCACCUGAGCAUGUUUCCCCAAGUCUGAGGAGUAGUAGUUAGUUAGUCUAGGACCGGGUUUCAGUAUCGACGGUUCUUCUUUCUGCUUCCGCUAAACGCGAAAAUAGUACUUAAGGUAAUGGUUUGCCAUGGCUCCCUCAAAUGGCAUUUUAUCACGCGCGAAAAACUCGCAGCAGCAACAGGCGAAGCAACAGAAACAGCAGAAGCAGCAGCAGAAGCAAGAGCAUGAGCAUCACCACCAGCGCGCGAAACGACCGGCUUCACCAACAACCCUGUCGUCCCGCGUCGCGCCGAAACUCGGCAGCCCUUACCCAAAUACGUCCACCUCGUCGUCACCUCCCGGUAAUGUCACACCCGUUAGUGUCUCAGGAGAUUCUAGAAUCCCAUUCACGCCCGACCAUGGCGUCGAAAUCGAGAAUAGGGUUUCGACUCCAGAUCGAAACGGUAUCGGAGUUACUGUAGCCGCCGGCGUGCCUGAUAAUGGCGUGGGGAUCGAGACUGCUAGGGUUCCGACGCCGAAUAAACUCGGAGUAGUCAGACUCGGAGUGGGUAGUACUGUCGCCGGCGGCGGCGUGUCGACGAUGGGAGUGGUGGUGUGCCAUUCGCACUCGGUGCAGUUCGUGCUGCGGCCGACCGACGGCGCGAUCCUCCACGCGAGCAAAGGAGCGGUUAAGACGCUCGGCUACUCGCCCGACGAGCUGCUGUCGACGUCUCUUCUCCGCCUGGCCGCGCCUCUCCCGCUGAACGACUGGCGCGCAGUCGUGCAGCGCCUAGAGACGGCGCAAAUCGACUCGGCCGCGCUUCCCCUCACCCUCACGUGCCCCGCCACUGCCCCCGCCGCCGUUUCCGCCUCACCAUCCGCUUCUGCCUCCGCCUCACCCUCCGCUUCUGCCUCCGCCUCCGUGGCUGCUGCAGCGGCCGCGCUUCUAGGCGCGGGAGAAGGUGCGUUGGGCGGAAGGGGCGGAGAAGCGGGGGGAGUCCGUGCAGAAGGGGGAAGGAUUCCGCAGCAGCAUCCACAUUUCCCUGUAGAAACGCUUGGAGCGCCAAAAAGCAAAUCGGGGGAACUUAUAGCGGUUUCAUCCCGCCCUGACACACCUGGAGACUUGUUCACACUUUCUGGGGGAACUUCCCCUAUUAAUGUUUCCAGCCUCUCCCCGUCCACCUCGCCGUAUGCUCUAGACCCCCUUGCUGCGAUGUCUGAAUCGGAAGGGGAGGGGCGUGUGACUAUAGCGGGGGGUGGGGAGGGCAGGGGCGGCCGCAGGCAGUUCUGCAGGCAGAGGACGGCCUCUGGAACGGAUAUGCGCGGGUUUGGGAGUGACGGGGAUGUGAUUAUAACGGGGAUGAGUUUUGGCCCGAGUGAGGGAGUAGGAGAGGAGGGGGGUGGGAGAGGCGGAGGGGCAAGAGGAGGAGGAGGACGGGAUGGUGGUGGUGGAGGAGGGGGAAGUGCGCUAUUUAGCCUGGAAACUGAGGGUUCUUUCGAUGCACUACCCGUAUCCCCGUUUUCCGCCGCGCCAAGGCCUCUUCCUCCUCCUUCCCCUUGUGCUUCUGCUGCUAUCCCUCCGGCUGCCCCUACUGCUGCCUCUACUGGUGCUCUUGCCGGUUCUGCCGCUGCUGGUGCCCUUGCUGGUACUGCCACUGCUGACAGUGGGGGCGGCGACAACACCUGCAGUGUGGAAACAACCAUCGCCACUGCCACCGUCCCCGACAGCAUCAUCAGCAGCACCACCCCCACCCCCACCCCCACCCCCACCACUACCACUGCUGCUGUCCGAUCGGGCUCUGGCCUGUCUCCCGCGGGUAAAUUCUCGGAUUUCUACAGUGAGCCGUUCGGAUUGGGUGCAGGGGAGCGAGGGGUAAGAAGAGGAGGAGGAGAAGGAGGAGGAGGAGCGGGAGAGGGGGGGGAUGGGGGGGCGGGUGACGACGACGGAGGGGUGGGCUUCUCUGACCCGUCUCUGUUGCAAGGUGGUAGUCGCACCGGCUUCCGGGGGUUUAUGGGCUCUGGUGCGGGUCUGCUCCAAGGCAGGAGCAGUGGCACAAGCAGCAGCCGCACAGGCAGUGGCCACACAGGCAGCAGCCGCACAGGCAGCAGCCGCAUGGGGUUUAGGGGGUUUCUGGGGUCCGGGUCGGGGCAACUGAUAGAGAGUGAGCAGCUGGGAGUGGACACGGUUAAUCUGGAGCAGGUGGAGCUGCCUGUAGCGGGGAUGGAGGGAGCAGGGUUCUGGAGUGAGGAGGAGGGGAGGUCGUCGUUUGGGGAGCACUCGAGAGGGAGCGGUUGGAGCACUAGAGAGGGCGAUUACAGUGCUGGUGGUGGCGCUGGCGGUGGUGAUGGUGGCGGUGGUGGCGGUGGUGGAGAUAGGGGGGGGCAGGACAAGCAGCAGCAUCAGCAGCAGCAGUUCAGGAGCUUGGCUCGCGACCUCUCGAGCAACGGUCUCAAGUUUGCAGCUGACGAUUUCGUUUCAACAGGCCACGGGCCACGUUCUGUCGUGCAUGCACCAACAGGGCAUGGGGCGAGCAUCAAGGCCGCACCCGCAUCUCCCUUCGCCUUCCCUGCGAGCUCGUCCACCCCAGACCACACCCCCUCAGUUCCGGGGAUUCAAGGCUCCAAAUUCCCAGAGCCAGGACGGCAAUUUGCCGCUCAAAGCACUGGGGAGGCGGCGAGACAAGGGGAGGCGGUGACUGGUGGAGGUUCAGAAGGGAGGGCGGGCGCUUUUGAGUCGACGAGAAAAGAAAGCAGUGGGGGGGUGAGGAAUGGUGGGGGUGCUGGAGAGGGGGAGAGCAGAGAGAGGGGGGGCAGGGAGGAGGAAGACAGCGAGUGUGCACCCGCCAGAAGCAGCUUCAGCUUCAACGUUCCUCGCCCCCUCGUGCCUGUGUCUUAUAGCUGGAGUGGCGCCACUGCCACCGCCACUGCCUCUGCCACUGCUAAGGCUGGUGCUGCUGGUGCUGCUGGUGGUUCUGCUGGUGCUGCUGGUGGUGGUGCUGCACAUGGGAGGGUGGGGAGCGUAGGAGGAGGCGUGCAAGGGGGGGCAGAUGAAGGGGGGGGCCUGAGCUUGAAGGGAAGGCGACGCAGCAGGAGCAGCAGCAGAGGGGGGUUGCUGGAUGCUGCUGAUCCUGCUGCUGUGGCUGCUGCUGCUGUUGCUCAGCAUCAGGCAGAGGUUUCUGCUGCUGCCGCCGCUGCUGCUGCUGAUGGUGCUGCUGCUGCCGCCGCUGCUGCUGGUUCCGGUGCCGGUUCUGGUUCUGGUGUUGUUGCUGCUGCUGCUGGUGCUGCUGGUGCUGCUGCUGGUGCUGCUGCUGGUACUGGCGGCGGUGUGAGGGGCAAGUCUUCUUGGAUACGGAGCAUGCUCCGAUCCACGUUUGGAGCUGGAAAGGCCCCUCCCUCUCCUCGCCGCCCUGCUGCUCCUGCUGCUGGUGCUGCUGCCGGUGGUGCUGCUAGUGGUGCUGGUACUGCAGGUGCUGCUGCUGCUGCUGCUGCUGCUGCCGGUCCUGGUGGUGUUGCUGCCGUCGCCGCCGCUGCUGCUGCUGCUCCGGGUAGUGGGGCCAACAGUGCAGCAGAUGGUGGUGCUGCUGACAGCACUGCUAAGGGCAGGAAUAGUGCCGGGUGGAAGGGAGGGGAGGGGCGGUGGAGUGGGGAGGGAGAGAGGAGGCAGAGGAGUGCAAGUGGAGGGGAUGUGUUGAGAGGGAGUGGCUUCGGGGGGCCAGGGGGGGGAGGACGGUCGGCCACAACAGGAUCGCUGGAUUUGGGUCGCUCAGACCCUCACUCCCUGCCUGGUGACGCUGCUUCACAUGCUGCUGCUGCUGUUGCUGCUGCUGCUGCUGCUGCUGCUGCUCCUCCUGCCGCCUUUGCUGCUGCUGCUGGUGUUCCUCCCAGCGGCAGCAGAGAUUGCAGCUGGGAUGGCAGCAGGGGUGCCAGCAGCAGGGGUGAUAGUAGGGAGGCCAGCAGCAGUGUCAGGGAUGACAGUAGGGGGAUGAGCACGAGCAGCAGGGCUGGCAGCUGUGAGAUGGUGCAUGUGCCUGCGGUGGUCGAUCUGCAGCUCUUCCACAUAGCAGGCUGCUCCGACCUCGUUGCCACUGUACACCUGUCCUCUCCUCAUUCCGCGUCUCUUCAUGCACAACCCUCCAAGCUCAAGCCCACAAGGUCACAACCGCUACAGUCACCAUCGCAGCUGCAGUCUCCCUACUCCACGCCACUUCCCUUGCCGCAACCGCAUGCACACGCACAUCACCCACUGCAGUCAACGCAGCAGCCGCAGCAGCAGCAGCAGCAUCAGCAGCAGCAGCAGCAAUGGCAGCAGCCGCAUCAAUCCAACACAGCCCCGGGUGAAGCCCAGCCGCAGACACUCCAACCUCCACCCAAUCUAUUCCUCCAACCUCACCCUCACCCUCUUAACCCUUACCACGUGCAGCACCAUCCACAGCAGCAACAGCAGCAUUAUCAGCAUAAAGGAGCGUCCCAGCCCCCACUGGUGUCCCCCCGUCGGCCCCCUUCCCCCCAUGGUGUGAAUCACAGGCAACAACAGCAGCAGCAUCACCAGUUGCACCAGCAGCAGCAGCAGCAGCAGCAGCCGCAGCAACUCUCAUUACCGACCUCCCCAAUGCUCCCUCUCGCUUCUCCCCCUUCCUCGUCUUCCAAAUCCUUGCUCUCCUCCCUUUCACUCCCCCCCUCGUCCCCUCGGUUACCCUCCAAGCCCGCCUCUCCCCUCCCUCUCCUAAGCCCCCAACCGCAUUUCCCCUCAUCCUCCUCCUCUCCAUCUCCCCUCUCCUCUCCCUUCCCUCUCUCCUCUCCUCUCUCUUCGCCCUUAACCCCCACCAUCUCCUCCCCUCUCCCUCCCCAUCCUCCACCCCCCCACCUUUCCCCGUCAACCAACCUCGGUAAAAGAAAUCUGAUACAGUCACCCACGCCAGGCUCCAUAACGUGGGGAGAUCCUUCCUCUAAUCAAGAUGUGCUUACAACGGAAGCUGUGGAUAGGGGUAUGCCACUGCUGAACCUGGCAGGCAUAGGGGCUGUGACUCUAACAGGGGCAGAGGGGAGGGUCGCCCUAUGCAAUCCGCCGGCCAAUCGGAUGCUCGGGGGGAGAUUCUCGGCCAAUGGGGUGGCUCCGGUCGGAAUGCCAGCAUGGCAGGUGGAACAGCGGGUGCUGAGUGAUUUUAUUGAUGAUGCGUCGCGCGCGGCUUUUGUGUCCGACUACACGAGUGUGCACAGCGGCAUAUCCCAGCGGAUGCAGCAGGAGGUGAGGGUGCGCGCAGCUGACGGGGCCAUCAGAUGGGUGCGCCUCACAUGCCACCGCAUCACACACGCUAAGGCCCAGGCGCCUCAAAGCAGGCCAAACUGUGGUAACCUGGAGUCUACCUGUAGCCUCGAUUCGCUUUUGGAUGGUGGUGGGAAAGUGUUGGGUGGGGGAAGUAGGGGGGCGGCUGGGGAGGAGGGGGCAGCUGGUGAGGAAGGGCGGGAAGACGGAGGGGUUGACGCUUCAGCCGAGGCUGUUUUUGAGGCUCCUCGAGCAUGGGCAGGGGAGGGGGCAGCUGCUAUGGAAGGGCCGAGUAAAGGGCUUAUUGAAUCUUCAGCCAAGGCUGCACCUGAUAUGGCAUCAGCUGAAGUGGGUGAUGCUGGGGAGGCUGCAGCUGGGGAGGCAGCAGGUGGGGAGGCAGCAGCUGGGAUGGGGAAGGAAGGGAAAGAGGCUGGCAGCCUUCCUGGCAGGAGAGGCAAUGGGAGAGAGGUGCAGAGUGAAAGGGUUGGGGAGAAGGCGAGUGUGGGUGAGACAACGGAUGAGGAGGAGCAGGAGGAUAAUGAAACGCCCAGCGAGGGGGAGAGAAGGAGAAGGAGGCAUGAGAGAGCAGGCGAUGGGGGAGGCGAUUCUGAGAGGCGGAUAGCAGGGGAGGAGGAUGCAGAGGAGAAGGAUGGGGAGGAGAAGGAUGGGGAGGAGAACACGAGGAGAGGAGGGGAGGCGGAGAAAGAGGAGAUUGGGAGGGGAGGAGGGGAGGUGAAGACAGAGGGAGAGGAGGAGAAGGAAGGGGAGGAGGCGAGGGAGGUGCAGGUGCUGUGUUUGCUGGAAGACAUAAGCGACAGGAAGGCACUGGAACAAACCAUGUGGAAGUAUAAAAUGAUGGUGGAGAAUCUCCCUGGGGGCGCAGUGCUGAUCACCAGAUCGCUGGACGGCAGGGAGGAGGUGCUGAUCAACGGCACGGCGGCGCAGCUGCUGGGGUGCGGGCGGGGCGAGAUCGACACCAUGGAGAAGUGGUUCCGCGCGCUCUAUGGCUGCGAGAACGCCGCUAAAGCGCAGCGCAAGUACGAGGGGCGGCGAGUGCGGGCUGCUCGCAGCAACGUCUUCAACACCGUGCUGCCUAUUCGGCGCAAGGACGGCUCCAAGCUGCUGGUGGACGCCACAUCGUACUCCCUUGGAUUUGGUGACAUGUGGCUCGUCAACGACAUCACGGAGAGCCGCAAGAACCAGUUCAAGUUCAAGAUGCUCUUUGAGCUCUCGUCGGACCCGAAGCUCCUCUUGACCAAGGACGGGCGCGUGUUUGACUGCAACCAGGCGGCGGUGCGCAUCCUCAAGUGCCCCACCAAGGAGUCGCUGCUGGGCCGCACGCCCUGGCGCCUCUCGCCCCUCCAGCAGCCCACCACCAACCAGCCUGCCUCCACUCUCAAGGCAAUUCUCGCCCAGCUCGCCUCCAAUCAACCCUUCACCCGCCCCUCGGGCACCCACCACCAUGGCCUCUCACCCUCCGCUUCUCCCUUUCCCGCCACCACUGCCGCCACUGCCGCUGCUGCGUCCGGUUCGGCAGGAGGCUCGGCAGCAGCAGCGGAUUCCGUUGCUGUGCUGGGCCUGGCGGCGGCAGACUCGGUGGGAGGCUCGGGGAACCGGUGGCGGCGGUUCGAGUGGGUGUUUCGGGACGAGGAGGGGGGGGCAGUACUCGUCGAAGUCCUCUGCCGCAUGGUAGAAUUCUUUGGGGAGAACGUGUACCUCAUGGUGUGGCACGACAUGGCCGAGGUGAAGCGGAAGGAAGCCGAUCUGCAGCGCGCGAAGCAGGAGGCGGAGAAGGCGAGCCUGGCUAAAACCCAGUUCCUGGCGAAUAUGAGCCAUGAGAUCCGGACCCCGAUGAACGGAGUCAUCGGGGUGGCAGAGUUGCUGCUGGACACGCCCCUCUCUGACGAGCAGCAGAUGCUGGUGGACACGAUCCGGUCGUCGAGCCAGGGGCUGCUGCACAUCUUGUCGGACAUUCUGGAUCUGAGCAAGAUUGAGAACGAGAAGAUGGCUCUGGAGUUUGCGGAGUUUGACGUGAGGGAGCACCUCCUCCACUCGCUCUCACUCUACGAGAUGUCUGCAAGGGACAAGAAGCUGCAGCUUAAAUCACAUGUGAGCCGCGACGUCCCUUUGAGAGUGCUCGCCGACGCAGUGAGGGUGCGUCAAGUCCUCCUGAACCUGGUGUCCAACGCCAUCAAGUUCACCACGCGGGGCCGCAUCACCGUGCGCAUCACCACCGUCGAUCCCUCCGACACGGGCGGCAGCGGCGGGCGGCGGCGCGAGUCGUUCUCGUCCCUGGCGCCGCUGCUGCAGCUGGAGGAGCGGAGGGGGGGGCACGUGGACAAGGUGCUGCUGAAAUACUCGGUGUCGGACACGGGGAUCGGGAUCUCAAGCGACGUGCAAGGGAGCCUCUUCCAAGCAUUUACACAGGCUGACAACACGACUUGCCGCCGCUUCGGAGGCACGGGUCUAGGUCUGGCUAUCUGCAAGGCGCUGGUGAAUCUGAUGGGGGGCGAAAUCUCAGUGUCGAGCGUGGCGGGCAAGGGGUCGACCUUUGAGUUCACAGUGUGUGCGGGAGUGAGUGAGGAUGUGGACGAGUGUGAGGCAGUUAGUGAGGGGGAAGAGGAGGAGGAAGAUGAGUAUGAUUGGGUGUACAACAGUGAGGAGGAGGAGGAAGUGGAGGGCACAGAUGGUGGUGAUGAUGAGGGGGAGGAGGGGGAGGAAAAUGAUGGUGAUUCAGGUUCGGAGGAGGCCGAAGCUGAGGACUACUCCCGCCGUCGGACCACCCGAACCUCCCUCGAUUACCGAGCCUUGACCGUUCGAGGCUCCUUAGGCCUCCCGGUCCGGAGCCGAACCGUCGGCGCAGCUUCGGCAGCAAAUUCGCACCCUCCAAAGCUCAGCAUACCAGGCACAGGUUCGGGAAGCCGCAGCAAGAAGAAUGCAAACCGUGUAACCAACGGGGGAGCCGGAGUCUCAGCAGGUUCGGGCCAGACGUCCAGCCGAGGCAUGGCAAGCGCCGGACCAUUCUCUCCCACCACUAUUGCCCAAGCCAACGCUUCCGCUGCGUACAGCUCUGGUGGUGCCGGUCCUACCAGUGCUGCUUCUGCUGCCACCAAAGCUGCUGCCAGACCUACAGGUUCGGUAACCAGCGUCGGGAAUACGAGCGGCCGAAGCAUGGGCGGGCGGCGUCGUUCGUUUGAAGAAGCAGCCCCUGCGCUCCCGGCAGUAGCGCGGCAGUGGAGAGUGCUUGUAGCAGAAGACAACAAAGUGAACCAACUAGUGGUAACCCGCAUGCUCAAGAACCUAGGGCUGAGAUUUGACGUGGUGGAUAACGGGGUGCAGGCGUUGGACGCGUGUCUGAAGACACGGUAUGAUCUGAUCCUUAUGGACUGUCAUAUGCCUGAGAUGGACGGUUUAGAGGCUACCAGGAGGAUUAGGAAGGCUGAGGCGGAGAGGAGCUGUCGGAGCGAGUGGGAAAGUCGGAGCGAUGGGGGGAGUGGGAGUGAGGGGGAGAGUAGGAGUGAUGGUAGUGACGGGGAGGGUUUUGGGAGGCGAAGGGGAGGUGGGGGCGCUGCUGGGGCAGCGGGAACGGCUGCUGUGGCGGCUGCUGCUGCUGCUGCUGGGCUGGGUAAGGAUGGAAGAAGUAGCAGCAGUGGUGUUGGUGGCGUUAUGAAGAGACACAGCAGCUUUGGGAAGUCAGUGGCUGCAGCAGUGGCAGCAGCAGCAGCAGCAGGAAUCGGAGGGGGAGGAAGCAGCAGGGGAGGCAGUGGUGGUGGUGGCAGUGGGGGUGGCAGUGGUAGACUCAAUGUGAGCGAAAAGGGCCCGGGGAAACGGUUGGGGGAGCAGCGGUUGGGGGAGCAGCAGUUGGGGGAGCAGGGUUUGGGGGAGGAGCAGUUGGGGGAUCAGGGGUUGGCGGAGGAGCAUCGGGCGGUGUUUAUAGCGGCGCUGACUGCGAGUGCAUUUGACUUUGAGCGCGAGGCGUGCUUUGCUGCUGGGAUGAAUCACUUUCUCACCAAGCCCAUCCGCCCAAAGGACCUUCAAGAGCUCUUCCUCUCCCUCGCCAACUCAUGAGACGUGGCGAGAAUGGUUGACGUCUGGGGCCCUGUUGUCCAUAGUGACUUCCUCACCAAGCCCAUCCGCCCCACGGACCUCCAGGAGCUCUUCCUCUCCCUCGCCAACUCAUGGCAUGCAGCGAGCCAUGAGACGUGGGAAGGCGUGCUACCAAGGGUCACGUGAGCCUGGCUCGUAGGGCUCACUUCUGCACCAAGCCCAUCCGCCCCACGGACCUCCAGGAGCUCUUCUUCUGUCUCCCUCGCCAACUCAUGAGACGACACGAGAGGACAUGAGAGGACACGAGACGAGACCACUUGAGGCACAUCCAUCAGUGGGGUUAGUUGCAAGUGCUACCGAGGGUCAUUAGAGGCUGGCUUGUCGGGCUCACUUCCGCACCCAAGCCUAUUUCUGAGGCGCCUCAAAAAUAGACUGCUCACUUCUGCGUACCAAGCCCAUCCGGUCCGGCCCACGGACCUGCAGGAGCUCUUUGUCUCCCUCGCCAACUCACAAGGGAACAGGGGUUGGGGGAGCAGCAGUUGACAUGCGGAGUAGCAGUUGACACGGGGAGCAGCAGUUGACAUGGAGAGCAGCAGUUGACAUGGGGAGCAGCAGUUGACACGGGGAGCAACAGUUGACACGGGGAGCAGCAGUUGACAUGGGGAGCAGCAGUUGACACGGAAGGACAUGAGACAAGGUGGCACCUGGCAAGAUACGAGACUGUCGAGCCGUUUCAAGUGCUGGGAGGCUGGGAGGCUGGGAUUAGUGGUUUUUUUUGUGGGCGUGACGAGUGGCGUGAUUUGCGCCGAGUUCAUUCAUGGCAUGUGGCAUGAUAGAUGCGUGUAGACCUUCCAACCAAGGCAGGUCGGGCAAAGAGCAGCAGCCAGGGAGAGCAGCAGCCAGGGUGCAUUUGGCGUCUAUCAGCAGCAAUGGCAUGGUCAUCCUCCGUUGUCAGCAGCAGCAGUGGUGGCAGCAGUGGCAGCAGCGGCAGCAGCAGCAGCAGCAGCAGCAGCAGCAGCAGCCUCAGGAGCAGCAGCCGCAGCAGCAAGGAUGCACGUGGCUUCAAUUGGCAGCAGUGGAGAUGUCAUUCACCAUUGGCAGUAGCAACAGCAGCUUCAGUAGCAGCAUCAAGUAUAGCGGCAGUGGUAAAGGAAGCAACGAAGGCAGUAAAGGCAGUGGCGACUGCAUAAGAUCGUGAGGCAACAUUGGCAGCAGCAACUCCAGGUUUAGCAGCUGAUGCAGCAGCAGCAACUGCAUAGGAAGCAGCGACUUGUGCCAGGUGGUGCCCAACUUGGGACCACUCGUUAUGUUCUAGGUUGUGGAAAGAAAUAGGGAUUCUCCACUACAGCAUGAAGGAACGGUCAGUAUUACUGCUGGCCUUUUGCUCCCCUAGCCUAGACUUCUGGUGCAGCCUGUGGCACAAUAUAUCAGUUCCACAUGCAGUAGUUUUAGGUGUACAGAAAGUGUGUAAGAGUAGAUGUGUGUGGAAGUGUUCGCAUGCUCGUUAUCGUUGUUUCUUCUACCAUGGUUUGGUUCUGUAAACGCAUGCUAGUAUUUGUCAGACUGCUACAGCAGG
Molecule: messenger RNA, 10950 nt
Organism: Closterium sp. NIES-67
Lineage: Eukaryota; Viridiplantae; Streptophyta; Zygnematophyceae; Desmidiales; Closteriaceae
Source: the annotation of a GenBank genome assembly